Messenger RNA from Peniophora sp. CBMAI 1063, 657 nucleotides. NCBI's taxonomy places the organism in Eukaryota, Fungi, Basidiomycota, Agaricomycetes, Russulales, Peniophoraceae. The record is from the annotation of a GenBank genome assembly.
AUGUCGGUCGCCGCCCGCCGCGGCCGCAGCAAUAGCUUGCUCAAGGUCGAGAACCUGCGCACAUCCAACGACGAGGUCCUUGACCAGGAUGCGUACACCAACUUUAAUGCAGAGUGGGUUAACCGCAAAGGCGCAUGGUCCAUCCACAUUGUCCUCAUCGUGCUCGGCAAGAUCGUAAUAGACACCAUCCCUGGAAUCACUCAGAAUAUCAGUUGGACGGUCGUCAACUUGCUUUACAACGCUCUGUCCUACUUGAUGUUCCACUAUGUGACCGGUAUCCCAUUCGGCAACGAACUUACGGCCGGCGCGUACGACGACCUCACCAUGUGGGAGCAGAUUGAUGGCGGAGCACAGUACACUCCGGCGAAGAAGUGGCUCUUCACCGUACCCGUCGGCUUGUUUUUACUAUCAACACAUUACACGAACUACGACCCCAUACUCUUUGCUAUCAACCUCUCAGCACUAGUAUUCGUACUGAUCCCAAAGCUUCCCGCGGCGCACCGCCACAGACUGCGCUUCCUGCCCGCGGAUGGCAUGGACUCGACCCUUGGCACGCCCACCUCCAGCAAUUUCCCCUCGGGCAGCUCGACGCCGGCGGAGGGUCUUGUCGGCGUGCCUCCGCCGCGGAUCCACGUAACCGAGGCUCAGUUCCGCUGA